Molecule: messenger RNA, 1959 nt
Organism: Triplophysa rosa
Lineage: Eukaryota; Metazoa; Chordata; Actinopteri; Cypriniformes; Nemacheilidae
Product: V-set domain-containing T-cell activation inhibitor 1-like
Exons: 4
Coding region: 315-893 (192 amino acids)
Biological process (GO): cellular response to lipopolysaccharide; T cell costimulation; negative regulation of T cell proliferation
Cellular component (GO): external side of plasma membrane
Source: RefSeq, a predicted model, not a curated record
GGCACUCGCCCUACUUGGUCUCGCUUAGCCACUUUUUAGCAACCGUCUUUUUAAAGACACGUUAAGCUUUAAAAAAAAUCAUGAAUGGGGUAUUAUGGCUGUAUUUUAUGACGUAGAAUAAAGCGGUUAAAGUAUCUUGAGUUUCUGUAAACGACACUUUUUUUAGACAUUCAUCAAAAACCCAUUUGUGGCAAUGACACUGGAGAUGCUAGCAAAAAAAUGCUAACACAUUUCCGGGUUUUCGGACUUAAACUCAGAACUUUGUUCCAGUCCUUUGUUCCAUUUACAUUUCAUCUUCGUAAUAUUGAAGCACUAUGAUUGUUGGGUGCCUUGUUAUCUACCUGUUUGCAGUGUUGCUUAACAAAGUGUCUAUGGAGGUCUCAGUUACAGGCCAUAUUGGAGAGAAUGCUGUCUUAGAUUGUUCUUACAAAGCAGAUAAAAAUAAAGUACACGUAGUGAAUUGGAUGUACAAUCACACCCACACUGUGUAUGAGUUUAGUCCAGGCAGUUCACAAAGUAAACCAGACAAUGAAAAGUUUGAAUCUUUUCCUAAGGAGUAUGCAGAUGGAAUAUACUCUAUCAAAAUCAAGAAACUUAAACAAACUGAUCAAGGCAUGUACACCUGCAUAAUCACACCAGCAGAUUAUUAUACGAACAUACAGCUCAUCGUUGAACCUAAAUCUCCUCAUCAAAGCUUCAAAGAUACAACAGAAACAAACAUUGAAGAAGGAAAUAAAAAAACACAAAAACCAUUGGAGCAUGUUACAACAGUAUGUGUUGUUGUUGCUGUUUUACUUUUUGUUGUGAUUCUGCUCAUUGUGUGCAUAAAAAAAGGAUAUGUAGUUCACACUAGAAAAAUGUAUGCAUCCUGUUGCCUUAGAUCAGAUUACUAAAACAAAUUGAAUCUCUAACUUUAACACUGUGUCUACACCAGACGCGGCACGACAAUCCCAUUAGAACAAGCCGUGUGUCGUGUUGCUCCACGCCGGUCGCGUCCGGUGUAGACACGGUGUAAGCAAUUGAUGUCAGAGUUUUUCACAGAAUUAACUUAACUUUUCUAAGCUGUGAUGAGUUAACCAACUGCUUUGGAUCAGUUAUCCUCAGGUCCAGAUAGUUUUCACUGUGGUAGUUCAUUAAAGCAAUAAGCCCCUAGAAGCAGUUGGUUACAGUGCAUUUUAUAACAGCUAAGGGUGUUGUGGCACGACGUGAAGCUGAGUGCUUCGCGGGGCUUAUUACUUUUAUAAAACGAUUAUUCCAUAUGCGUAGCAAGGUUUCAUAAAAUAAAGUAAAUAAAAUGAUAUUUAGGCUAUGUUAUGCGGUCAGCUGUUAUAAAUUGGGGUAUUUUAUAACGGCUUAGAACUCGGCUCAGCCAAUCAGAAUCAAGGACCAGAACUGACCAUUUUAUAAACUGUAUUAGGGAUGAGCAAACUGUGGCCCGACUAGCACUUUCUACCGGCCCGCAAGGUAAAAAUAUCAUUCUAAAUCUAUGUAUUAAAAGUCGUAGAGGAUUUUGGUUUGAAAUGACUAAAUUGAUGCAAUACAACCCAGAGCUUAUAUAUGGUCUGUAGUACUGUAUAUUCCAUAUAUUCAGUUUACUGCUGCCUGACAAGAAUUAAUCAAAUGAGCACGGCAAAAAGAAGAGUGAUGCUCAAAGUGAUGCGAUUAACAACGAAUGAACAGCAAAAUUCUUCAGCAGUAUAGAACAGUAUCGUUUUUUUUAAAGACUGCUUUCAUCAUUUUGUUUUCAAUAGCCUACAUUUUCAUUGUGAUGGAUGUAAUAAUAAUUAUCUAGCAAUCCAUUUGACAUGAUUUGAUAAUGGUAUUCAUGGCUCACAAUGGAAAUGAAACAAGAAAUGUUUCAAGUUUUUUUCAGACUGUAUAUUGCAUCUGUUUUCCUAAUUGUAUGUAUAUUUAGUGAUAUGUGCAAGAGUAGAGAUAUGGGAAAUUGUGUAUUUAAGG